Nothobranchius furzeri (turquoise killifish) is the source of this 3859-nucleotide messenger RNA. RefSeq names its product leucine rich repeat containing 32 (gene lrrc32). Gene Ontology annotation, cellular component: extracellular matrix. The record is from RefSeq and is a predicted model, not a curated record. Lineage: Eukaryota; Metazoa; Chordata; Actinopteri; Cyprinodontiformes; Nothobranchiidae. Gene Ontology annotation, molecular function: protein binding.
AUGUGAUGGCUGGACAGCAGCCGGAGUCGGGCCGAUGUGGAAGCAGGAGUCAAACAAGCUUCUCGGUUUGUGGGCGUCGGUAUCAAUCUGAGUGAGCGUCUGAGGAUGUGAAAUCAGAGGUGCUGCAGAGAAGAUUAGUCGCCCACGGAGCAGCGCCAUGGCCGUCCUCCAGCUGCUCUUCCUGCUGUUGAUCAGCUGUCCCGCCACGCUCGCGCGUCCACGCCGACACCUCCCUCCAUGCCAAGUGGUCCAGAUGGAUGUGCUCUGCAGCGAUUUGAGCCUCAAAAGCGCACCAGCCAACCUUCCACGGGAUGUCCAAAUGCUGGACCUUUCUCGGAACCAGGUUCAAAACCUCACACAGGAAACUUUAGGCUUCCACACCGACUUCCAUCAGCUGAACCUUCAUUCCAACAAAAUUCACUUCAUCCAGCCAGGUCUCUUCAAAGAUAUGAAGGCUCUGAGGGUUUUGGACCUCUCCAAGAAUCAUUUAAAUGUUUUUGCACAGUCCAAAACAAACGUUGGACCUCUUACAGGCGUGGAAUCACUGGACCUUUCAAGCAACGGGCUGUACACGGGCAUGUCGGACUACUUUUUGGCUGAAUCUCCAUCCCUGUCAAACCUUUCUUUGAACAGCAACAGCAUCACAAAAAUAGAGCAGAGCACCUUCAGCAGAGCUUUGUCCUUGAGGAAAAUCAACCUCCGCAAUAACGUCAUCAUGGAGAUCGAAGACGGGGCGUUUGACCCUUUAGAUCACCUGGCUGAGCUCGAUUUGUCCAAGAAUUCAAUCACAUGCAUUAUCGACUUCAAUCUUCACAACUUGGAAAUUCUCAAUUUCAGCAAGAACAGCAUUGAAUUCUUUCAAAGUGCGCAGACAAACAAUUCAUUUAAACUUCGCUCUUUUGAUCUGAGUGAAAACCAAAUGCUUCACUUCCCUCUUCUCCCAGAAAAUAAUGUUCUUGAAUUUUUGGACAUGUCCCGAAACAACCUUUACAAUGUCACCAACACGGGAAGUGCAGGAAUCCAGAGAGACUUGGUCUUUAAUCAUCUGAGAUCCUUGGACAUGAGUUAUAACAAACUCAUCAAUUUACCAGAGAGUCUUUUUAACCAUAUGGGAUCACUUGAGGUCCUGAAUGUGAGCAAUAACUGUAUCAGCAUGUUUUCUGUCACCUCCACAGACAUUUUAGAGAGAGUGAAGAUUAUUAACCUCAGCCAUAACUCACUGCAGAGUCUAACGUUUGGAGAGAAUGCUCUUCCGUCUCUUAAAAAGCUCCUCUUACAAGGAAAUUACCUCACAAAUCUGGAUCAGCAAAUAUUUCAAAGACUACCAAACAUCAGAUACCUGCAGCUCCAACAAAAUAAUGUGAAGAUCUGUAGCUCUCAGCAGAACCAGCACGAACCGCCACUAAUGGACCAAAACAAGGAAUCUCCUGGUUGUGUUUCCUUUUCUUCUGUUCCCAACCUGCACUUCCUGUUUCUUUGUGAAAAUAACCUGAGGAGCCUUCCUGCUCAUGCAUUUGUGAACACCCCGCUGAAGUUGCUAGAUUUGUCUCUAAAUGCAGGACUAGACAUUGACAAAGACUCUCUCUCUGGUCUGGAACACUCCCUGGUCCACCUCCUCCUUAGGGAAAAUUACAUUUCAAGCCUGAACACUGACCUGUCCUCACUGAAGAGUCUCAAACAUGUUGACCUAUCCACCAACCAGUUGACGACUCUGCCAACGUGGAACAAAGAGUCUUCCAUUGAGUCCUUGAACCUGCAGAACAACAACCUGGUAACCCUGGACCACUCCACUAUCCUCGCCUUGGAACGCUCAUUAAAGACCCUGUACAUGGGCUCCAACCCGCUGAGCUGCUGCGACAACCUGGGUUUCCUCCACAUGGUGCAGAACUCCGCAGUCGUCGUUCCUGACAUCGAGAGAGUGACUUGUGUCCACAGGGAUCAUUCAGAGCCAGUCAACAUUGAGAAGGUGACCAAGGAAAUGUGUCACCAGCCAGACAUACCCAACUACACGGUGGUUGUUGUGAUGUUAUCUUUAGUUCUGCUCAUUUUGUUGGGAAUGCUGGUUAGAUGUUACUGUUUAAGGAAAAGAAAACGCAACAGAGGCUUUCAUGCUUAAAGCGAAGGAAAACUACAAAUUUAAGGACUCAACUGUACGCAUGUCAGUCCGAGGGGACCUGUUGGAGGAUCUAAAUGUGAAUGUGCUGUCUGGUGCCUCUGAUCACGGGUUUCCACUACAAUAAGAUCGGCGGGGACGUGUCAGUCAAACAAACUCAGCAACGUUUAUGGAUAACAAGUUAAAAACUAACAAAACCAGCAGUUUUGAGUGACAGAAAAUUAUCAUUAACAUAGAAGUGUGGACUUUCUGACUGGACUUUUACGUGUCACUUUCAUUCAACAUUUGAAAGCCUAAUUUAGGGAAAUGCAGCUUUCAAUCCUCACAGUGUCCUGAAACAAUACACGGUGGAUUUGAAAGGAAGUUUCACUUUUUUGUUUUGUGCUUUUCUCAACGCCUCGUGAUCUUCAGAGACCCGAAGAAAAGGACAAACCUGUGGCUGUCACCUUCCCCACAAACUGCAAAGACGUGUGACAGAAGUGUGCUUGAGUGAAAGGAAACAUGAACUAGCAGUGUUAAACGUGUCCCCGACACCAGGUUAUUGAAUGUACAAAGGACCAACACUAAAACGCUUUCAGCAGAUGGUAGCAUCAACAGAGAAGAUUAUUUUGUACUGUAGACAGAAACUGAUACCAGUCAAACUGCUUAAAAUGCAGCAUCAGGCGUUGAAAGGUUAGCAUAAAGACUGAAAACAACAUAAUAAGCCAAGAACAUGUUAAGUAGGAAACCUUUGAAGGUGCUGGUUGAUUAACCGGUUGGGCCAACAUCCUUACUUCAUAAUACAUGGAAAAUAAUUCCUACGAUUCAAGAAUCCGAUCAUUGACAUCUUUGGUUUAGAAUAUUCCCACAAUCCCAAAUUCUUAAGCCUCAAAUAACUUGAAAUCCAAGGAUACCACCUUCUCUGAAUCUUGUGUUUCCAGUGCAAAUGUUCCCCUAGAUCAAAAAUUUGAGGUUGUUGAAUGCCCACAAACCAUUAAAUAUCUUUUACCAGGACGGUUCAUUUAUGCAAGUAGAAUCUUUAAGUCCCAGAAUGGCAUUUUCCAAGGAUUGUCCCUAAAUAUGACCCUUUUAAAAGUUAUUUAUUGUCUCAAAAAAUUAGUAAAACACAAUAUAAAUAAUGUUUAAUUUUUUUUGUGCAACAACAUGGGAAUCUGGAAACACAAGAUCUAGUCUAGAGCAGAAGAAAUCCUCGGUUUUUAGUCUUUAUGCUUUGGUGAACCCAGUUCCUUAUAAAUCAGACUGGCAUCCUUCUUUCUUUGGAGAGUCAUUAAUAAAACAAAUUACCUUUUAGGGUUGAGUUGUUGAAACAAGAGGAGCAGACUAAAGGAACUUGGUCAUGUCUCUAAUGAAAUAAUUAAUAUAGCUGAAAAUGAAGAUAACACUAUUAAGGUUUGUGAAGGAAAAUGCUCUAUUUAUAAAACGUGGUUAAGUGAAGUUGUUUCAAUUUAUUAUUUGCACUUUAAACUUGUGUUUGUGUAUUUCUGUCCUGUUUUGUGUGACUAUUGACACUAAGAGCUAAUAUUUUUAGUAUUCCAUGCAAAAGAUAUGUAAAUGUAAUUUAUUUUGUUAUAUUGUUCCUGUUUAUCCCAGAUCUGAGGUGCUGUUCCUAUUAAUCUGACAUGAAAAUGUCAAAGUGCCAUUUUGGAUUAUUUUCUGGGGCAAAGCUCCAACAUACAUAACUGUGACAUUGUGUAAGUCAUGCAUCAUGAAUAUAUUUUAAUAAACUCAAAUACAGUAAACAAUAAA